This is a messenger RNA of Mercurialis annua (annual mercury), 2540 nucleotides long. Its product is annotated as probable WRKY transcription factor 2. The record is from RefSeq and is a predicted model, not a curated record. The transcript is spliced from 5 exons. Gene Ontology annotation, molecular function: sequence-specific DNA binding; DNA-binding transcription factor activity. The coding region runs from base 212 to 2326 and encodes 704 amino acids. Lineage: Eukaryota; Viridiplantae; Streptophyta; Magnoliopsida; Malpighiales; Euphorbiaceae. Gene Ontology annotation, biological process: regulation of DNA-templated transcription.
AAUUUUCUCUUUCUUUUAUCUGUUCAGAAAAUUUUCUGUUAAUUAAUCACUUCUAAAUUUUACUUAAUCUCUCUAUAAAUACUUCCACUGAUCUCCAAAACUGUAAAACUUCGCUGACAAGUCUCUCAAAAACCACUCUCUCGCUUCAUUUUCAAAUCAAAUGACAGUCAAGUGACUCUUACACUUCUCCUCACCGCCACCGGCGUCGCCGAUGGAGUCCAGUCCUCCGCCACCGCGACAAGAGCUUACCUCUGAAACCCUAGCUUCCGCCACCUCCUCCGGUGCUCAAAUCAGUAGCCAAAACGACAGUCAUGUAGGAAGUAUCGCUGAAAGAAGAGCCGCGAAAUGCGGAUUUAAAGCUGAACGAAUUAAUACGGCGCGUUUUCGUACUGUUAGUCCCUUAACUUCUCCGCCGGCGGUUGUACGGUCUCCGUAUUUAACUAUUCCUCCCGGAAUGAGCCCCUCCGCUCUCCUCGAUUCUCCGAUUAUGUUACAGAAUUGUCAGCCGUCUCCGACUACCGGAAGUUUCCCGUUUCCGCUUCUGAAUUAUGAGAGUUUUUUGCGGGGUACAGUUAAGAAUGAUGUGGAUAAGGCCAGUAGUAGUGCUGCUUCGUUCCAGUUCAAUGCUGCAGAUCAGGAAAACAAUGCUGCUAAUUAUCAAGAAGUUGGCUCUGUGGAACGAUCAAUAGAUUUUGAAUUUCCAGUCGGGAUCAUAAAGGAAGCUACCACAGAGAGCUAUCCUGGAGAAUCAUCUGUUAACAUGAAGGUCUUAAAUAGCAUGGUUGCAAAUGCUAACUUUGGUGAUGGACUUAGGAAGCAAAUGGACUCUGUCCCUGGAGAAAAUAUUGAAACACACCGUCGUCUAGAAGAAGAGAAAGGGACAUCCUUUUCUACGGGGAGUGCUAGAAAUUCUGAAGAUGGAUACAAUUGGAGAAAGUAUGGGCAGAAGCAGGUGAAGGGUAGUGAAUAUCCGAGGAGCUACUAUAAAUGCACCCACCCAAAUUGUCAGGUUAAGAAAAAAAUAGAGCGUUCCCAUGAUGGUCAGAUUACAGAAAUCAUUUACAAAGGUACUCAUAAUCACCCUAAGCCUCAGCCUAAUCGACGAGCACAAGUUGGAUUAACUUCGUUCGAUGAGGUGCCGGAGAUGGAUGAUGGAAGAGAAACCUGUGCCAAAGCUGGAUCUGUUUGGAAAAAUUCUCAAGAAGGGUCCAAGGAUAUAAAAAUCGGUUCUGAUAGGAAGACUGACGGUCUGGAAAGAACAUCUUCAGCAUCUGUUCUGACAGAGCUUUCUGAUCCACUGUCGAUUAGCCAAGGCAAACCUCUAAGAACGUUUGAAUCUGCAGGAACUCCUGAACUUUCUUCCACAUUUGUUAGUAACGAUGACGACGAUGAUGGGGCCACUCAGGGAAGCAUAUCACUUGAAGUGGAUGCUGAUACAGAGGAAUCUGAAUCAAAAAGAAGGAAGUUAGAAAACUGCUUGGUUGAAACAAAUUUGUCUUCUAGAGCUGUUCGUGAACCAAGAGUUGUCGUCCAAAUAGAGAGUGAAAUUGACAUACUUGAUGAUGGGUACCGCUGGAGGAAGUAUGGUCAAAAAGUUGUCAAGGGAAAUCCAAACCCCAGGAGUUAUUACAAAUGCACGAGUGCUGGAUGUUCAGUGAGAAAACAUGUGGAGAGAGCCUCCCAUAAUCUGAAAUAUGUAAUUACAACAUACGAGGGGAAGCACAAUCAUGAAGUGCCUGCAGCUAAAAACAGCAGUCUAAGCUCAAGUGGUAACAAUUUAUCUCAGGCUAAUACAAACACACAAUCUCCUCUGACAUUAGCCCGAAACACCCACAGAAUAAAACCAGAAACACAAUUUCAAGAUUUCGCAACUUGCUUCGAGACCAAACCAGUAAUAACCGACGACUAUACAAGGCCCAGUUUUCCUGGAAAUUUCAGUAAUGAAUUGAUGCGCGGGGCUUCCUCCUUUUAUCCAUUGAAAUACCCUUCCUAUCAACACGCCAUGCCAUACAACUCAAUGGAGCUCAACCGUUGCGCUACCCAUCACUCUGGCUCUAUUGCUUCCCUCCUUCCAGAUUUCCAGAUUUCACAAUCGUCGAAUCUUCAUACAUCUGUAAAUCCGCCCAUGGCAGGUGUUGACUUUGAUUACAAUGCGAAACCUAUUAGUCACGGUCAGCCUUUCUUCUCAGGUCAGCAGUUGGUGUUUCCAAAACAAGAGCUAAGAGACGAUGAUCAUUACGAUGCUGGGCAGGCUACCGUUGAGCAUUUUAACGGAACUCUGUCAUCGUCGGUAUAUCCAAGCAUCAUGGGGAACUUCCCCUCGUAAAAGUUACUUUUUUCGCUUUUUGAAGUACAGGUAAAAAAACACAAAACACAGAAAGGUAAAGGAAAAAAAAAGGGUAUUUAUGUUUGAAUGAUGUUAUUGUUAUACUAUUUUUUUGCUCAUAUCUGUAGACUGUAGUAGUUGUAGUUCACCUUAUUUUAUAGAAAAUGUAUACAGAUAUUAUAUUAUAUAUUAUAGAUUUCAAUUUUGUAUGUUA